UCGUUUUUUCAUUUCUCAACCAAAGCACACACACAAAAAGUGUUUUUUUUUUUCGAGAAACCAAAUCAAAUCAAAUGGAAAAGGAAAGAGAGAUAGAGAUGAUCAACAAGAUGGCAAGCUGCUUGAUUUAUCUAUCAAAGGCUCACCAACACGACACCAAAAGCCGCGUUUUCGCGUGCAAGACGUGCAACAAGGAGUUCCCGUCGUUCCAAGCCUUGGGAGGCCACCGAGCAAGCCACCGCAGAUCGGCUGCCCUUGAAGGCCACGCAACUCCUUCUCCCAAGAGAGUCAAACCGGUGAAACACGAGUGUCCUAUAUGCGGUGCCGAGUUCGCCGUAGGGCAAGCCUUGGGUGGUCACAUGCGGAAGCAUAGAGGAGGAGGAGGUAGCCGAAGCUUGGCACCAGCGCCGGUGACUAUGAAGAAAUCCGGCGGCGGUAAUGGAAAGAGGGUCUUAUGUAUGGAUUUGAACUUGACGCCGGGAGAGAAUGAUGAUUUGAAGCUGGAGCUUGGGAGGUUGUGAUUUUCUGAUCUUUUUACUUUUUCUUCUUUUGUGGGUUUAUACUUGUAUAGAGAGAUGUUAUUUUAUUUUAUUUGAGGACUCCAUGUAGUUUUGUAUGAAGAACU
Brassica oleracea var. oleracea is the source of this 625-nucleotide messenger RNA. RefSeq names its product zinc finger protein ZAT12-like. Gene Ontology annotation, biological process: response to chitin; response to stress. The coding region runs from base 75 to 521 and encodes 148 amino acids. Lineage: Eukaryota; Viridiplantae; Streptophyta; Magnoliopsida; Brassicales; Brassicaceae. The transcript has a single exon. The record is from RefSeq and is a predicted model, not a curated record.